UAAGCACAUCUAAUUUGGUAGGACCCACUUCUAAACACAACGAACUCUCGCUCCUCGUUCGGUUGAGCUUCUAAGCUGAAAAAAUGGCGGGGGUUCACUAACAGGAACAGCUUUGGUUAACGGAAGAUGGAGGUUCUUCGAGCUACAGCUCCAACUUCACUGGUAUCUUUUGUCUCCCCCAAAAUCAAGGCAAAACCGACUAAUUUCAAUCUUCAAACGAAAGUUUUCCUGAGAACUCCGCUCCAGACCUACAACCUCAUCAGAUCGUCUUCGUUUCGUCCGCUACCUCCUUCGAACUCCUUCCUCAAUCGACACCAGAUAUCUCCAUCUGAUCUUAAUUUUCAAAUUUUUCUGCCAUCUUUGAAUCUAAUCAAACCCUACGUACAAGCGGAAUGGAGAUCAAUUCUCAAGGGCUGGGCCUGCAGUGUCAUUUCUGUUCUCUGUCUCUCUAAGGUGGUUCCGAAGGUCGGGAAAUUCUCUUCUGUUUUGAGUAGUAUCGACGCGAAUCGGUUCGCAAAGGAAGGCUUGGUUUUGGGUGUUUUGGUUUUGGUCCGGUUGGUUGCGAAUUACUGGCAGCAAGCUUUCCUGUGGGAUGCGGCAUUAAAUUCUGCAUAUAAGAUACGAGUUUAUGUAUUUGAGAAGGUUUUGCAGAGGGAUUUAGGGUUUUUUGAAGGUAGUGGCGGUGUUUCGGCUGGUGACGUAUCGCAUAGGAUCACUGCGGAGGCGUCAGAUGUUGCCGAUACUGUGUAUGCUCUUUUAAGUACUGUCAUACCCAGCACUCUGCAACUAUCAGCAAUGGCAACCCAUAUGCUAGUUUUCAGCCCUGUUCUUUCAUUAGUUUCAGCCUUGGUCAUUCCAUUUAUGUCCCUUGUCAUUGCCCAUCUCGGGGAAAAUCUUCGUAAGAUAUCUAAAAGGGCGAAGUUGAGUGUAGCUAUGCUCUCGGCCUACCUGAAUGAGGUUCUCCCAUCGGUUCUUUUUGUGAAGGCCAACAAUGCAGAGCUGUGUGAGGCUGCACGGUUUCAAAGGCUUGCCCAUUUUGACCUGUCCGAACAAUUGAAAAAGAAGAAAAUGAAGGCAUUUAUUCCUCAGAUUGUACAACUUAUUUAUAUUGGAACGUUGUUCAUAUUUUGUGUUGGUUAUUUGGUGGUUGCAAGAGGUUCUUUUGAUGGUUCUGCCGCAGUUUCAUUUGUAACAUCAUUGUUCCUCUUGAUUGAGCCUAUUCAGGAUGUGGGAAAGGCAUACAAUGAGUUGAAACAAGGAGAGCCAGCUAUAGAACGGUUGUUUGAUUUGACCAGCUUCAACUUACAGGUGAUGGAGAAACCAGAUGCAAUUGAUUUGGACUCUGUUACAGGCGAUGUGAAAUUUUGUGGUAUCUCAUUCAGAUAUGGGGACAACAUGCCUCUUGUUUUAAAUGAGUUGGAUCUCCACAUCAAGCCUGGUGAGACAAUUGCACUUGUUGGGCCUUCUGGGGGAGGAAAGACAACCCUCACAAAACUGCUUCUUCGCCUUUAUGAGCCGUUAUCUGGUUGUAUACUUGUUGAUAAUCAUGAUAUUCAGAACAUACGAUUGGAAAGUCUGAAGCGACAUGUUGGUCUGGUUUCUCAAGAUAUAACACUUUUUUCAGGAACAGUUGCUGAAAACAUCGGCUAUAGGGAUUUUAUGAGCAAAAUCAACAUGGAGAGGGUUGAAAAUGCUGCUAGAACUGCAAAUGCAGAUGGAUUCAUUAAAGAGCUUCCUAAUGGGUAUGAAACCAAUAUAGGACCAAGGGGCUCACUUUUAAGUGGAGGCCAGAAGCAGCGGCUAGCUAUUGCAAGGGCACUCUAUCAGAAUUCCUCUAUACUGAUUUUAGAUGAAGCAACUUCGGCUUUGGAUAGCAAGUCAGAGGUGCUGGUGAGACAAGCUGUGGAACAUUUAAUGAAAAACCAUACUGUACUGGUGAUUGCCCAUCGAUUAGAAACUGUUUUAAUGGCUAAACGAGUAUUCCUUUUAGAAAAUGGAAGGCUGGAAGAGAUCAGUCACUCGUCUCUUGUGGCCAAGAGAGGUCACUAUGGAGUCACAAGUGUCUAGUGGAUUUAUUUUUAUGAUUGUUGAAGAAGGGUGAGAACCGUGGAAGUGGAAUCAUGGCAACAAAUUAUUAGUACAUCGGUUUUUUCCUAAUUUACCAAGGAUCCAGCUCUUUUUAUUUUAUUUUUACUUGGUCCAGGUUAUGCUUGUGGAGGGGGUAAGGCUCCGUGCUGCUCACUGGUAAAAUCAACUUAUUAUUAUUAUUAUUACUAUUUUUUGUUGGUUCUCUGAAUUUAUUUCUUCUUUUAGGGAAAUAGUAACGAGGCUUAUUGCAAGCAUAUUCCAUUUGGUUAUCUACAACAUCACUACACAGCUGUUAAUGAUAAAAAAU
Messenger RNA from Nelumbo nucifera (sacred lotus), 2395 nucleotides. It is a transcript of the gene ABCB29, whose product is annotated as ABC2 homolog 12. NCBI's taxonomy places the organism in Eukaryota, Viridiplantae, Streptophyta, Magnoliopsida, Proteales, Nelumbonaceae. Gene Ontology annotation, cellular component: membrane. Gene Ontology annotation, biological process: transmembrane transport. The record is from RefSeq and is a predicted model, not a curated record. Gene Ontology annotation, molecular function: ATP binding; ATP hydrolysis activity; ABC-type transporter activity.